Sinocyclocheilus rhinocerous is the source of this 1312-nucleotide messenger RNA. Its product is annotated as tubulin-folding cofactor B-like. The coding region runs from base 238 to 978 and encodes 246 amino acids. The transcript is spliced from 7 exons. Gene Ontology annotation, biological process: tubulin complex assembly; cytoplasmic microtubule organization; post-chaperonin tubulin folding pathway. Gene Ontology annotation, molecular function: microtubule plus-end binding; alpha-tubulin binding. Gene Ontology annotation, cellular component: nucleus; microtubule plus-end; cell cortex. The record is from RefSeq and is a predicted model, not a curated record. NCBI's taxonomy places the organism in Eukaryota, Metazoa, Chordata, Actinopteri, Cypriniformes, Cyprinidae.
UCUUCCAGAAUCUAGUGGUGCGGUCUGUGACGGAAGAUCUUUUCAGAAGAGCUAAAACAAGAAAAUAUAACGUUACGUUUUUUGGGGUUUGAAUUCUGAAUGCAGCCCUUAUAAUUAUCGGAUCGCGUGGAACUGAUGAGAUCUGAACGUGCAAACUUCUGACUGAAGCAGUGAAUAAAUUGAAGCGCUUGUCACCUCAACCACAGCAGCAGCAUCACAGUUUGUUAGUUACGGAAGAUGGACGGGAGUGUGACAGUCAUCACCAACCCCACCGUGUCCGUGCGGGUGACCAGCACCGUCAGCUCCUUCGAGGUGAACCGGAGAUUCAACCGAGGCAUAACGAUCGCAGAGUGUAAGAGUAAAUUGGAGCUGAUUGUGGGCACCCCAGCUGCCUAUAUGGACCUUGAGCUAUUCAGCACUUCAGACAAGUUCUUACAGAAGCUAGACAACAAUCAAGCGCUGCUCGGCUUCUAUCCUGUGGAUGAUGAAUGCAGAAUACAUGUGACAGACCGCAGUGGUACGCAGAGCGCGGAGUUCACUGAUUUGUCAAAGGUGGAGAAAUUCGAGAUCUCUGAUGAAGCCUAUGAAAAAAGGACCGAUUCGAUACGGAACUUCAAGAAGAAUUUCAAGUUAGGUCGAUUUAAUGAGGAAAACAGGGCCAAGGAAGAAGAGGCUCUUGCUAAGAAAGAAGAGGAAGAGAAGGUGGCCGCCGGAUCCAUUGCUGUUGGGAACCGCUGCAAAGUUGAAGUUGUUGGGCAACCUACCAAGAUUGGCACUGUUAUGUUUGUGGGUACAGCAGAUUUCAAACCAGGCUACUGGGUUGGUGUGAAAUAUGAUGAGCCGCUUGGGAAGAAUGAUGGCAGUGUGAAUGGGAAACGUUACUUUGAGUGUGAGCCAAAAUAUGGCACCUUCGUGAAGCCCCUCUCAGUAAUUGUGGGAGACUUCCCUGAAGAGGACUGUGGUUUGGAUGAGAUGUAAGACUCACUUGAUGAGCAGUCAGAAGCAUCAGAAGAAAGAUCUUCUUUCUUCCAGAAGUUUGGCUCCAUGCAGUGAGACAUUGCUGUGGUAGAAGGUUUUUUGUUGUCAGUGCAGAUCAUUUUGUUUUAUGCUGGUCUGGAAGAGAUCAGCGAAAAUUGCAGUCAAAGUUAAGGAAUGAUCUUAAACAACAUCUGUGCCCUGGCGACUAGAAGUAACUAGUAAGGUAAAUGUGAGAACACCAGCCGAGGUCAGAGUAAAGAAAAGCAUUCGCUUGCAUGUUGAUUGUUCAUUAAUGAAUUCCAAAGUUCUGCAGCUAAUUUGAGCCCAGACCGAA